AACGUUGACUCCCAUUCCCAUAAAGUUCUACGAGCCCGAUCGUUCCAAGAGAGAAGGUAGAUCUCUGUGACAACGUCCCCUUUUCUAUCUGAUUUGUGCGCAUGCACAUAUUUUUUGUACAGUCCAAAUAGAAAAACAUUUUCUGACGUGCUGUGGUGGUCUGCAACACUUCUCGUUGUAUUAUAGAGCAAUAUUGGAACAAUAGAGAGAGGUACAUGCAAUCAAGAAAAUCGUCUGCAGGAGCAUGUGUCUAAUUGCCUAAGACAGAAUUUUUCCUUCAUUAGUUGAUUAUCAAAACAAACUACUUGAAACUUCAAUUUCUUCGGGAAAUAAAACUUAAGAACUCAAGAAAUGUCAACGAGAUGGUAUCCUUUGUAUCAACGAGGAAAUCCUCAAUUGAGGAUUUUCCUUCCCAAUUUUUGGCUCAAACUCGUGAAACCUGAAUCGAACCAGCCUCCCAACGUUGUUGUCUUCCACUGUUCUAUGGAAAUGACUAGAAUAGAUGUGCAAAAUUAUCUGGAGAAAAUAUACAAUGUGAAGACGGUGGAAGUUAGAACAAGGAUAGAAAUGGGAAAAACGAGAAUGCACGAUUACUUAAAAUGUGUUGUUAAGGAUGACGAUGUGAAAGUUGCUUAUGCCAUUCUUCCUAAGGAUCAAGUUUUCAAGUUCCCGUAUCUGCACGAUAAAGAAAAGCGGGAAAAGUCUGAAAAAGAAGAUAAGGAUUCCCUCGAGGAGAUGAAAACGAUUCACAAGAAAUUCCUCAAAGCAAACAACAAACCUGGUGUUCCAGGCUGGUUCAGCAUUUAAAAAAUGCACAAUUCGUAGAUUAAUUGUAAAAUUUUCAUCUACCUGUACAAAACAAAAUUUAUACAACAUCGGAUGUAAGAAUGAAAACGAAUAAAAUCUAGAUUGAUCCAAGUUUAUGUUUAUUUAUGAAGGUGGUGCGAGUAGAAUAAAAAAAACUUGAGAUUAAGGCUUUUCCAUAUCGUUAUAAUCGAACUUGUACUUCAAUUUUUCUAUAAUUAUAUAUAUCUAUUACAAUCCGUAAUAAAAUAUCAGUUUAUUUCAAUGAAA
Molecule: messenger RNA, 1074 nt
Organism: Venturia canescens
Lineage: Eukaryota; Metazoa; Arthropoda; Insecta; Hymenoptera; Ichneumonidae
Gene: mRpL23
Product: mitochondrial ribosomal protein L23
Exons: 4
Coding region: 352-807 (151 amino acids)
Biological process (GO): mitochondrial translation
Cellular component (GO): ribosome; mitochondrial large ribosomal subunit
Molecular function (GO): structural constituent of ribosome
Source: RefSeq, a predicted model, not a curated record